Lecanosticta acicola is the source of this 1022-nucleotide messenger RNA. The record is from the annotation of a GenBank genome assembly. NCBI's taxonomy places the organism in Eukaryota, Fungi, Ascomycota, Dothideomycetes, Mycosphaerellales, Mycosphaerellaceae.
AUGUACCAUAAAGUUCAGGUCGGCCACCCAGCGCCAGAUUUCAAAGCGACUGCAGUCGUGGAUGGGAGGUUCAAACGUGAGAUGAUCCAUCACCAAAAGGAAAAUGCCUAAGGGUGCUGAUGUGCCAAACAGACAUCUCUCUUUCCUCAUACGUGGAUGCCAAUCACUGGCUCAUACUGGUGUUCUUUCCAAAGGCAUGGUCGUUCAUUUGCCCAACGGAAAUCAAAGCCUUCAGCGCCCGCCUCGACGAGUUCCUCUACAAGCGCUCUUGCGCUGUCGUCUUCUGCAGUACCGAUAAUGAGCAUUGCUUGAAAGCUUGGAAUGAUACUGAAGAGAUGGAGGGCGGUCUGGGAGGCGUCCACAUUCCCCUUCUCAGUGACAUCAAUCACAAGAUAAGCCGCGAAUAUGGCGUUCUGAUCGAAGAUGAGGGGGUUGCUCAACGUGCCCUCUUCAUCAUCGACCCAAAGGGCAGGAUUCGCAACAUCACGGUCAACGAUGCCGAUGUUGGCCGCAGCGUCGACGAGGCGCAACGGAUCCUCGAUGCGCUCAUCUUCAAGGACGAAUUCGGCGAGGGAUGUCCAAUCGACUGGAAAAAAGGCGACAAGGGGAUCGACGUCAAGACCAAAACUAGCGUUGAUGGAAACUAUGAAAUCCCUAAGCGCCUUACGAAUGGCUGGACCUCCUGGGCACGACCAAAGCUGUCGAGAGCUUGGAGCGGUGCAUCCGCGCAUUCGAUUACGGGCGCAGCUAAUAAGCCUGUCGGUAUAGCACCUACCUCAGCAGGUCAGACGCCUGCAGAGAGAGAUCGCAGUCACUCCAACUUAGGCAGCUAUCCAACCCUGUCCAGCAGCGCCACGAGCGUGGACCACAGUCCCAUUGGCAGCCCUACCUCCAUGAAUACCAAGACAUUCGAGGUUCAGCUGGACGAGGCCAUCAAUGCGCAGAAGAACACGCAGACCAUGCUCGAUAACAUGCAAGCGCAGAUGCACAACACUUCCUUGGGUGUUGGCGUUGCGAGCUAG